Messenger RNA from Vanrija pseudolonga, 1304 nucleotides. RefSeq names its product Calcium/calmodulin-dependent protein kinase cmkA (gene cmkA). NCBI's taxonomy places the organism in Eukaryota, Fungi, Basidiomycota, Tremellomycetes, Trichosporonales, Trichosporonaceae. The transcript is spliced from 5 exons. Gene Ontology annotation, molecular function: ATP binding; calcium/calmodulin-dependent protein kinase activity. Gene Ontology annotation, biological process: protein phosphorylation; cellular response to oxidative stress. Bases 192 to 1304 code for a protein of 370 amino acids. The record is from RefSeq and is a predicted model, not a curated record.
CCGACACACAUCGACAUCAGCAUCGCACUCUUUGUCACAACUGGCCACUCGUCGUCUCGUCUCCAUCGCAUCCAUCAAAUAGUACACAUCGCGCACCUUGCCUUGCACCCACCUCGGCCUCGCACCACACUCCGACUUCACACGGCGCGUACAUCGCCUUCACCCCUCACCUAAACCACCUACACACCACCAUGGGCUUCACUUCCGCCCUCCGCGAUCAGCUGCUCUCGCAGCCAAAGUCGUUCAACAAGAAGAAACAGUACCAGCUCGAAGAGGUGCUCGGCCGCGGAGGCUUCGGCAAGGUCGUGCGCGCGACGUGGACCCCCCCAGAGGGAGAGAAGAAGGAUGUCGCGUUGAAAAUAAUCCCCAAGAAGCUCGUCAAGGACCCCUCUACGGUCAUGGACGAGGUCAACGUCCUCAAGGACCUCGACCACCCCAACAUUGUCCACGUGUGGGACUACUUUGAGUCGCGCGACAAGUACUACCUCGCAUUCGAGCUCGCGAGCGGCGGUGAGCUGUUCGACCGCGUGACCGAGCGUGGACGCUUCACCGAGGCCGACGCAGUUGUGUGCAUCCGCCAGGUCCUCGAAGCUACGGCCUACCUUCACGCGCACAACAUUGCGCACCGUGACCUCAAGCCCGAGAACAUCAUCUACAAGACGCGCGACGAGGACUCGAAGAUUGUGAUUGCCGACUUUGGUAUCGCCAAGCACGUCGACGGUGACGAGGAGCUCACGUCCAUGGCCGGCUCGUUUGGCUAUGCUGCGCCUGAAAUCCUCCUCGGCAAGCCUCACGGCCGCAAGGUCGACCUCUGGAGCAUUGGCGUCAUCGCGUAUACUCUGCUCUGUGGAUACUCGCCAUUCCGUUCCGACGACCGCAACGAGCUGAUCCGCGAGACGACCUCGGGCCGCGUGACGUUCCACGAGAGAUUCUGGAAGCACGUCUCAGAGGAAGGCAAGAACUUUAUCAAGCAGCUCCUUGUUGUCGACCCCAAGCUGCGUAUCAGCGCGGCCGACGCGCUCAAGGACCCGUGGAUUGGCGGCGCGGGCGCCACCGACGAGGACCUGCUGCCUACCUUCCGCGAGAACUUCAACCCCAAGAAGAAGUGGGCCGACGCUAUCCGCGUCAUCCGCGCCACGAACAAGUUCAAGGCGGCAGCAGCCAAGGAGAAGCCCGAGUUUAGCAGCGACAGCGAUUCCGAGGGCUUCAGGACGGCCGAGGAGGACGAGGGCUCGCCAAAGGCCGCCAAGAAGGACGUCGGGGCGACCGGCCUCGAGAAGGAUGUGAAGAAUCUCAAGGUGUAG